GCCCGCCAUGUCGGACAAGAUGGCGGCGGCCGCGGCCUCCCCUCAGCCGCAUCCCGGCCCCGGUCCGCCUGCGGCGGAGGAGGAGGGCGGCGGCCCGCGGGGCGGCGGGGCGGACGGGGAGGCGGAGGCGGAGGAGUUCGGGUGCCCGGCGCACUGCUCCGACCUGGCCUGGCGGCAGAACGAGCAGCGCCGCCACGGCCUCUACUGCGACAUCACUUUGGCGUUCGGCGGGGGGCGGCCCGGGGCGGCCCGCGAGUACCGCGCGCACCGCUCCGUGCUGGCGGCCGCCACCGAGUACUUCACCCCGCUGCUCUCGGGCGGCUUCGCCGAGUCGCGCUCGGGCCGCGUGGAGCUGCAGAAGUGGAGCUCGGAGGGCGGCCCCGACCCCGACACGGUGGAGGCCGUCAUCGGCUUCAUGUACACCGGCGCCAUCCGCGUCAGCCCCGGCAACGUGCACGAGGUGCUGGAGAUGGCCGACAGGUUCCUGCUGACCCGGCUGAAGGAGUUCUGCGGCGAGUUCCUCAAGAAGAAGCUGAACCUCUCUAACUGCGUGGCGGUGCACAGCCUGGCCCACAUGUACUCGCUGAGCCAGCUGGCACUCCGGGCGCAGGACAUGAUCCGCAGGAACUUCCACAGAGUCAUCCAGGACGAGGAGUUCUACACGUUGCCCUUCCACCUCAUCAGGGACUGGCUGUCCGACUCGGAGAUCACGGUGGACUCCGAAGAAAUCCUCUUUGAGACCGUCUUGAAGUGGGUUCAGAAGAAUCCUGAGGAAAGAGAGAGGUACUUUGAAGAACUUUUUAAGCUGCUGAGGUUGUCUCAGAUGAAGCCCACUUACCUCACACGCCACGUCAAAUCCGAGAGGCUGGUAUCCAGCAACGAGGCCUGCGUUAAGCUGGUGUCAGAUGCCGUGGAGAGUCACGCCCUGAGGUCUGAGAACUUGCAGUCCGGUAACCUGCAGCAUUCCGCUUGUCCUGUCGCGUUGUUGCCGCGUUUUGGACAAAACAUGGAUGUCAUUAUGGUGAUUGGUGGUGUAUCGGAGGGAGGAGAUUACUUAAGUGAGUGUGUGGGGUAUUUCAUCGAUGAAGAUAGGUGGGUAAACUUGCCGCACAUACAUAACCAUCUCGAUGGGCAUGCUGUUGCUGUGACAGAGUCUUAUGUCUAUGUGGCUGGCUCCAUGGAACCAGGAUUUGCCAAGACUGUAGAAAGGUAUAAUCCAAACAGAAAUAUCUGGGAGCAAGUCUCAAAUCUCAUAACCAGAAAACAUUCAUUUGGCCUUACUGAAGUUAAAGGAAACUUGUACAGUAUUGGGGGACAUGGCAAUUUCAGUCCUGGCUUUAAAGAUGUAGCUGUCUAUAAUCCUGAGCAAGACAAGUGGCAUAACCUGGAGUCAGCACCAAAGAUCCUUCGUGAUGUCAAAGCUGUUUCUGUAGAGGACCGAUUUGUUUAUGUUGCUGCUCGUACCCCGGUUGACAGUGACAGUGAAGAUGGAUUGAGGGCAGUUAUUAUCAGAUACGAUGCUGAAACAAGGCAGUGGCAGGACGUAGAGUCUCUGCCACUCAUUGAUAAUUAUUGCUCUUUUCAGAUGUCAGUUGCAAACACCAACUUUUACCAUACGGCGUCCUGCUGCCCCAAGAGUUACCCUAUAGAUAACGAGGAAGCCAAGGUAAAGAUCUCUGGCAGAGCCUCAGAUGAGAUACUUGAAAGUUUACCCCCAGAGGUCCUUAGCAUUGAAGGGGCAGCUAUUUGUUAUUAUAAAGACGAUGUUUUCAUCAUCGGGGGGUGGAAGAACAGUGAUGAUAUUGACAAGCAAUACAGGAAGGAGGCCUAUCGUUACUGUGCUGAGAGGAAGCGCUGGAUGCUUUUGCCUCCCAUGCCUCAGCCUCGCUGCAGGGCAACAGCCUGCCACGUGAGAAUUCCCUUCAGGUGCUUGCAGGGCACGCAAAGAUACCCUAUGCCACAAAACCUGAUGUGGCAAAAAGACAGAAUAAGACAAAUGCAGGAAAGACAGAUGCAGGAAAUACACCGACACUCUCUAAGCUUACGAAGAAUGCCGCGCUCGCAGAUUGAGUGCUAGUUUCUGGGUUGUCACUCGUGAUGAAGGUAGUUUAGGAAAUACUGUACUAAACCAUUUUGCUAGGCAUUAGAUGUCUGCAUAAGACAUCAGGAUGCUGAGUAGAUAUGAUACGUAAAAAGAGCAUCUUUUACGUACUGAAAAUUACAAAGUUCAGAAAUUAGGGAUAAAUGGGAAUUGAGAAACUGUCUGAAUCCAACAGUAUUACUUAACAAUGCCCAGGAAAGACCUGCUUUCCUGUAACAGACCGUGACACAGAUCUUUGUUUUCAAGGAUUUCUGUAGAGUUAGUCUCUUACAGUUCCAUUUUGAAAAUCAAAGAUCCCUCUCUAAUAAUUUAGUGGUUACAUUUGUGUGUGCUGAAAGCACCUGCUUUAUUUGCACUUAAUAUGUCGACAUUCCUUUGAUAUCUCUUUCUCAGUGACUAAACUUCACGUGUAAUUGAUGUUAGUGUACCUGGCUUUCUCAAGUUGGAGGCGAGUGCAAUAGUUAUAACUACGUAUGGGAAUGAAAGCACAAUCUCUCUUUAUAGAAUUACUUCAGGAUGUUUCUAUGUCUAUUAAAUAUUUUGUAUCUGUAUGUUGUAGAGAGGCUGCGGAGUUCAUUUGUAAAUGGUUGAUGAGUAGAACAUCAGACACUUGCUAAAAGAGAGAACUUGAGGCAGUGAUUUUUUCAGGUAUAUCUGGAGAGGCUUUGAGUUUCUUUGAGAGCUUCAAAGGAGAGAAAACCAGCAUAGCAGUCACACACCAAAAUUGACUAGUCCCUUCUGUCCACAUGGAUUAGUAAGAAUGACAUUAAACCACAGGAAUAGAUUGAAACUUGAGCUACUUGUCAGUCCUUUCUCAAAUGCUGUACGCAUUUAAUUGUAGUGAAGGAGUGUUUGGAAGAACCCCCACAGCCUGUUUGCAGCCCACCUUUGACAAUCGAUGCCUUUUGCCUUCAGUGUAUUUUCCCACAGAACUUGCAGUCGCUGUGCUGCAGUGCUCCACAACAAAUCAGCGCUUGGUGUUCUUGUAGGGCCGCUGCUGGCUCAGUUACUGAUGACAUAAGGAUUUUGAGAUGCACCUGGAGAUUUUGCAGUCUCUAAAUGUUUUUAGAGACUAAAAUUUCAGUUGAUUAAAACUGUUAUGGGGUGAUUUUACAUCAGUCAGUGCCUGCUUGGCUCUGGUUUGUGUAAGUGCUACACCCCCAAGAAACAGAAGGUGGAAUGGUUCCUUUGGGGUGGCACUGCCUGGCAGUAAGCUGUCCUGCUGAGCACUCCUCCCUGACCUGAUCCAGGACAGCUGUCAUUCCUAGUGGGUUCAGUGCAUCCCUCCUACCUCCUUUUCUUCCUCAUCCUUCCCUUCGUUUGAAUGUUCCAGGUUUUCACACGUGACCUAACUCAGGAUAUUAGGGAAGGGAAAGGGAGGUGUCAGCAGGGUGUUGCAAGAUUAGAGUAGACAAACAUUGAUGAAGGAGCUGUGUACUGUCUUUGGUUCCUGUGAUAAUUUGCUGGUGUUUUGGAUGUGGGCAACUUCUUUGAAAAAGGUCUCCUAAACAGUUUCUGUUUUUUUUUUUGUUGUGUUGUGUUUCUUUUUGUUUUUUUUUUUUUAUUGUUUAGCUUUCUGAACUGAUACUUCUCAUUUUCCAAUUCAGCAGGCAACCUAGAUCAUAUCUGAAACACUGGGUAAGGGUAAGUUUUUCAACCACGUAAUGUGUAAAGGUUUCUGUGAUGUGUAAUAUCCUUAAUGCUCCACUUAGCAGUUCACUUGCCACUUUGACAUCAAUAACUGGUCUUUUUGUAAUGGGAGAAUAACCCAGCCUUGUAAAAAUUAUCUUAGAAAAUCUAACAGUUCUGUUUCAAAUUGCUUAUCGGUAGUAACCAUCCUGUGUUUUAUUUGCCUGUUAGAUUGCUGUGUAAGGGCACAUUAAAUCGUACAGUGCUGGUUUAAUGCGAGAGAGGAAAUGGUUAAGCUUAUUCAGGUUUAAGGCUGAUGUUCAGUAAUGACCAUUGCCAAAUAAGCUCGUGCAGACCCUUCAGGAAGGGGUUAAUCCCUGGAGUUUGGCCCAUGAACUCUUGCAGGUUUGGCUGGAGUAGUUUUAAGAAUGACUGCCUCUGCAGGAGGGUUUGUGAGUAGACUGUGUGCAAAUGCCUCACAGCUUUGAUGCUAGAAUUAUGAUCUAACUCAAAUGGGAGCUGGAUUUAAGGUACUUUGCAGCGAGAACAGUUUACACACUCCCUCCCCACUGACUUUACUCCAGGGAGUUGAUGAGCAAAGGAUGCUGCCUUGUCAGACCGCCGCAGCUCCAUCAAAGCCCUUAGGCAGUCUGUCAACAAAUCUGGGGCAGUUUUGGGGGGAAAAUACUGACAUUGUGAUUUUGGUUGGAAUAUAAACUACAUGGUUUGAUGCAGCACGCAACUAAGUUAGAUGCAAGAACAAACUUCUUGCUGUCUUUUUCUAAGCGAAACUGAUAUUUGCACUCACCAGGAGGACUUCACUCUGACACGCCAGCUAUCUAGUUUACUAAAGACAUUCCACUCAGAGACCUCAGAAUAGCUUAAUAUCUGGGCAGUGUAACUUGUAAAUGCCACGGUUUUGUGUGAUGCACUAUAUUUCUGUGUCCUGUUUGCACGGGGAGUGAUGGCACUCUGGACAGCACCGGAUUGCUCUAACUUAGGCUAGGCCAAUAUGGAAUUUUAAAGUAGUUGGAUUUUUACAGCCUUGACUUUAAGUGGACCGGCUGCAUUACACACAGUUUUUAACUGACAAUUCUAACUAUCCAUUGCCUCACCUGGAGGUGUUCAGAAGAAUUGAAUCCGGCUGUCAUUUAGCUCACUAACCUGUGAAUUGUGUAACAAAUGUGUUGUGGCUCCUGACUGCUGCAGCUUGCUGAGUAUUCACUUAAAAAAAAUCCCGUAAGCAACAGCUUGGGAAUCCUUUCAUUGUGUCUGUAGUGGCUAGUUAAAUGUCAGUAAGAUCCACGUGUGUUUUAAGCACUAUAAGGCUGAUUUCUGUCCUUCCAAACGUGAAGGAACAUCAGAUGGUGUUUUUCUUCCUCCUUAAGACAAUCAUUCCUCUGUAGCUGUACUGAAUACGUGCCACAGAAUGCAUGUUUCACAUCCUGUCUUUCUGCUCACGGGAUUAGUGAAGUAGGACACGUACUGCCUGGCACCAGGUGGUCCCUGCAAUCAUUUCUAGGUAGGUGCCAUAUAUGUACAUACUGUUUUAUAAGGACUUGAAUAUUCUGUUACUAUGCUAGUUUUGUAUAUAUUUUAAUAAGAUUUCCUCACACAUAGCAGGAUACCACUCCAGAAAUAGAGAAGGCAUGCCGGUUUUCUAGCAUGCUUUAUAAAAAGUUAUCCUGGGUUGAUCACUAUUAACAAAUUGGGUCAUAGACAGUAGCAACUUUUUAGGUUAUUUUUAACACAGCAUUGUAAUCCUAUCUUGUAACGUUCAUGGGGCUAAAACUGUUUGAUGGCUUGGAUUUAUUUUCAGGUAUGCCCAGAUUAUUUUAGAAUAUAAAUCAUAUCUCUAAUUUGACAGUCUGAAGUGAAAGUCUGAUAAAACAGGUGCUUCUGAGGAUCUAAUCCUAUGACUAAUAUGAAUGUAAAGUGUGGAACUAAUUAGAUGUUUGAAGACCAUUAAUAGUAAGAUACUCCUCAUAGGUCCAUGUCACACUGGAUCACGGCAGCUGUGCUCUCCUCAGUGUUAAUGUAGACUUCAAGAGAAUGCUUGGGCAAGCAGCACUCCUGUACUUAACUUCAGUAAGGUAAAGUAGUGUCUGUCUAGGCUGUUGGAAACACUCCUACUGUAAUGUUCUUCACAUAACAUACACUGUACUAGAGUUUAUUGUAAUAAGUGAAUUAAUGAAAAUAAACCUUUUAUUUCUCUAGCA
This is a messenger RNA of Numida meleagris (helmeted guineafowl), 5949 nucleotides long. It is a transcript of the gene KLHL11, whose product is annotated as kelch like family member 11. The record is from RefSeq and is a predicted model, not a curated record. NCBI's taxonomy places the organism in Eukaryota, Metazoa, Chordata, Aves, Galliformes, Numididae. Gene Ontology annotation, molecular function: protein binding. The coding region runs from base 8 to 2077 and encodes 689 amino acids. The transcript is spliced from 2 exons.